CUCUAAAUACAUUAAUACCUCCCAAUUAAAUCUCAAACUACACCACAAAAAAGAAAAAAGAAAUCAAACGCAAGCUAUCUCCAGCUUUUUGUAAUCUCUAGAUUACCUCUGCAAAUUGAAAUGGGUUGUAAUGAAUCCAAGCAUGAUGUCGUUACCGGUAACACGGUUAAAACUCCUCCUCCACCGGCACGUAAAAAUUCUAACACCAUCAGCGUUAAAAAGAGCAAGGAUUUAGAAGUUAUCCCUGAAAUUACUGAUGAUGUCAAUAUUACGGCGGAAGCAACAAACUCAUCAGCACCGCCAUUAUCAUUGCGGUCAUCGUCGUCGUUAAAGAGCAAUGAUAAUAAUAAGACUGAGUUGGCGCUGGCUACGGACAACAGCCCUAUCGUAACCUCAAAGGACAUAAAUACCGUAAAUGCGGAGCAGCAACAAUUGAAAGAAGAGGAUCCUGUACCUGUAGUUAAAUCUGCCGCCGAUGACUCAUUAAACGACGCAUUAACAAAGGAAGAUAAUGUUGUUAAUGAGAGACAUCAACGAAGACUCUCAGGUUCAUCCGACCAUUAUUUUUCAUCGAGGAAAGAUGAAGCUGCAAUUAAAGCCAUUAUUGCGGCGGCUGCAGCGGCUGAUAACCAUGGUGUUGAAAAAGAAGAUGUGGUCGAGGAGUUUCUUGAUCAAGAUGACGACGAUCAGAGUAACAAGUUAGUAAGUAAUCAUGACAACCAAGAGGAGAAGGUAAAGACAGAUUUAGAAGAAGAAGAAACAAAAGAAGAAGAUGUCGAUGACAAAAACAUUAUCAAGAACGGUACUGAUGGCGGUGAUCUAAACAACGGUAUGUUUAUUAAAAUCGCCGGAAGCAUGUUUGCAAGAGCAAGAAUUGUCAGAAGAACCGGAAGUUGCGACAACAAUAACACCAAUGGUUGAUCAACAAAAGGUAUUAUUAGACUUGUAAAAAUUCUAGAUGUACCGUCCUCACAAACAACACUAAUACCGCCUUUCACAUAUAUUUUUUCUGUUGUGUCUCAUGAAACACUAGUAUCACCAUUCCCCUUUUAAGAAUAUAUUCGGGUUUUCAUUCUUUUAGUGUUGUUAUUCGAGCGUUUCGGAUGGAACCACUGUUUCGAUAAGGGGUAGGAUCCUUUUACAUGCUUGAUUGACAUUAUUUUUACAUUUGUCCCUUUUACUUAUUAUAAUCUUAUGGUUCUAAUUUUUUCAUGAAA
This is a messenger RNA of Papaver somniferum (opium poppy), 1217 nucleotides long. RefSeq lists its product as uncharacterized. The coding region runs from base 121 to 921 and encodes 266 amino acids. NCBI's taxonomy places the organism in Eukaryota, Viridiplantae, Streptophyta, Magnoliopsida, Ranunculales, Papaveraceae. The transcript has 2 exons. The record is from RefSeq and is a predicted model, not a curated record.